Diabrotica balteata is the source of this 1873-nucleotide messenger RNA. NCBI's taxonomy places the organism in Eukaryota, Metazoa, Arthropoda, Insecta, Coleoptera, Chrysomelidae. The record is from the annotation of a GenBank genome assembly.
AUAACCCUUUAAUUUCAAUGCACGUGAGAGUAUACAUGUAUGUUUUGAUUUAAGUCUGUUUUGUAAAUAAUUAACAAUGGUUUCGAAGCGGAAGAAGAAGUAUACAUCUGGAGAAGGUGCUCAGUUUAUGACUAGAAAAGCAGCUCUUAAGAAACUUCAGUUAUCCCUUAAUGAUUUUCGCAAGCUGUGUAUUUUAAAAGGAAUAUAUCCAAGAGAACCUAGAAAUCGUAAAAGAGCCCAAAAAGGGAAAGCCGGAAUUAAAACCUUGUACCAUGUGAAGGAUAUACAAUUUUUACUACAUGAACCAAUUAUUUGGCGUUUAAGGGACUACAAAAUAUUUAAUAAAAAAGUUGGACGUGCUAGAGCUGUAAAAGAUUUUGAAAAACUAAAUAAGUUUCUUAAUAAUCAUCCCACUCUUAAAUUAGACCAUAUUGUAAAAGAACGCUAUCCAACUUUUAUGGAUGCAUUGAAAGAUUUAGAUGACUGUCUGACGCUAUGUUUUUUGUUUAGUACAUUUCCUUCAUUAGCACAUGUACCAAGAGAUCAAUCUGCUUUAUGUAGAAGACUGACACUCGAAUUUCUUCAUGCAGUAGUUGAAGGGAAGGCGUUAAGAAAAGUAUUUAUUUCAAUUAAAGGAAUAUAUUUUCAGGCUGAGUUUAAAGGCCAAACAAUUACUUGGGUUACACCUCAUAAUUUUUCAUUUACACCACAGUCUAAAGCGGAGGUAGAUUUUAAACUUAUGUCUACCUUUGUUGAAUUCUAUACUGUGAUGCUUGGAUUUGUAAAUUUUAGACUUUAUCAUAGUUUAAAUUUGUACUAUCCUCCCAAAUUUACAUCUGUAGAACAAAGUAACAGUGAAAAAAUGUUAGUAGAUGAAGACAUUUUUGUAUCAGAAAGAGUAGCAGCAUUGAAUUUUUCUUUGUCAAAAACUUCUAACGAAGAUCUAGAGGAUGAUUUAGAAAUUGAUAAUUUUAAUGCAGAUGGAAGUGAAGUGAAUGAAGAAAAACUUGAAGAGAUUCGCAAGGAAGCAGAACAGAUUAAGAAACUUAAAACACUAUUUAAGGGGCAAAAGUUCUUCUUAAAUAGGGAGGUUCCUAGGGAGCCCCUUGUUUUUGUAAUAAGAUGUUUUGGUGGAGAAGUAUCUUGGGAUAAGACAAUGUUUGUUGGAUCAACUUUUAAUGAAGAUGAUGAAUCCAUAACUCAUCAGAUUGUAGAUCGGCCUUCUAUGGAAAAGCAAUUUAUAUCUAGGUAUUAUAUCCAACCACAAUGGGUUUUCGAUUCCGUAAAUGCCCGAGACUUACUACCGGUACAGAAAUAUUUUAUGGGAGAAGUUCUUCCUCCACAUUUGUCACCUUUCAUUGAUAAAGAACGAGAUCAGCAAUACAUUCCACCUGAAGCUAGAGCACUAUACAAUGAAAAUGAAUUAGAAGAGCAACAUAUGAAAGAUGAAACUCAAGGAACCGAGAAUGUAGAUGACAAUGAGGAAGAAAGUGAGGGGGAAGAUGAGGAAGAUAAUGAUGAAGACAAUGAUAGUGAAGAAGGUACUGGUCAAGAGGAAUCAACAAAAUCGAAGAAACCUAAGCUGUCAGUCAGUACUGGUGAAGUGUACAAAGAAGUUCCAUGGGAAAAAGAUCGCCAAGAGAGACAAGAAUUCCGUCUUAGAGAAAAAAUGGUGAAAAAUAAACACCGUAAGUUAUAUAAGAGUAUGAUGGAAGGAAAGAAACAAAGAGCUAAGGAAAUAUGGUUAUUGAGAAAGAAGCGAAGAUUACACGAUGAAAAGGAACAGAAGCCCGGAAAGAGUGGACAGAAAAAAAAUGUGACAAAGAAAGCUAAGGCUUAAAUAUGAUACGAAAAGUCAAUAAAUAAUAUUCUU